This is a messenger RNA of Gossypium arboreum, 1891 nucleotides long. Its product is annotated as protein JINGUBANG-like. Gene Ontology annotation, molecular function: protein binding. Lineage: Eukaryota; Viridiplantae; Streptophyta; Magnoliopsida; Malvales; Malvaceae. The transcript has a single exon. The coding region runs from base 350 to 1762 and encodes 470 amino acids. The record is from RefSeq and is a predicted model, not a curated record.
AGGAAGUUGGAGUUGGAGUUGGAGUUUGUCCCCUGCUCAAAUGUUCAAAUCAAUUUUUGGUUUAAAAGAAAUUUAAUUUCCCAUAGUUUUUAACUACUUUAAUAGGGAAAAAGUAUAUAAAUAGUGUGAUUUACUAAAAUAAUAUGACUAUGAAUUCAAUGCAAACGCAACCACUUGUGUCUCCUCUCCCAACCCUAAACUUGUUUUUCUUAUAUAUUAUUCUCUCAUCCCUCAAAUCUCUGUUGUUUUACUAUACUUAGAAUUUGGUUUAGUUUUUUUUGGGUCUUUGAUAGUUUGAUUACAAUAUUUCAUUUUUUUUAUUAUUCAUUUUCAUUCUUUGGGAUUUGGGAUGAGAGACGGAAGAGCGGGCUCAAACACGGUGUUCGAAGAGGCUGAUAGCCUUAGAAGAUCCCAGUAUGGAGACAUGAAGUAUCCGGAUCCUAGCAUGCCAGUGAAUGCUCCUAUGACUGCAGCAGAUGAUUUAUGCCUUGUUUACAGCAAUACGGCAGCUAAUUGCCCUGCCUUCUGUGAAGGCAACAGGUUGAGUUGUGAAGUUUCACCCCUAACCAUGUCACCAUGGAACCAAACCAAUACUAUGGAAAAAUCUUCAUGGGUCCCUUUCGACGACGAUAACACGGUUCCGGUGAAUAGCCUCAUCGGGUCUCUCACACGUGAAGAGGGACAUAUUUAUUCCUUAGCAGCCACAAAGGAUCUCCUUUACACUGGCUCCGAUAGCAAGAACAUUCGUGUGUGGAAGAAUCUUAAAGAAUUUACAGGCUUUAAAUCAAAUAGUGGUUUGGUUAAGGCCAUUGUGAUAUCAGGUGAAAAGAUUUUCACUGGCCAUCAAGAUGGGAAGAUUCGUGUUUGGAAAAGCUCCCUUAAGAACCCUACCCUUCAUAAAAGAGCCGGUACUUUGCCAACCCUAAAAGAUAUCCUUAAAAGUUCUAUUAAACCAAGCAAUUACGUGGAAGUGAGACGUAAACGUGCUUUAUGGAUCAAACAUUCGGAUGCGGUAUCGUGUUUGAGCAUGAACGAGGAACAAGGUCUUCUUUAUUCAGCUUCUUGGGACCGGAGCUUUAAAGUUUGGAGAAUUUCAGAUUCUAAAUGUCUUGAAUCAGUUCAGGCGCACGACGAUGCCGUUAACUCCGUGGUUUCAAGCUUCGGUGAACUGAUUUUCACAGGUUCAGCAGAUGGAACAGUUAAAGUGUGGAAAAGAGAACUGCUUCGGAAAGGAACAAAGCAUACGUUGGAUCAAACGCUUAUAAAACAAGAAUGUGCAGUAACAGCGUUAGCAAUCAUCACCUCUUCAGGUCCAGCGUUGUACUGUGGCUCCAGUGACGGUUUGAUCACAUACCGAGAACUCGCAAAGGACUUCUCCCAGGGUGGUGCUCUUAAAGGCCACAAGAUGGCGGUUCUUUGCCUCGAGGCAGCUGGGAACUUUUUGUUUAGUGGUUCAGCUGAUAAGACUAUAUGUAUUUGGCGUAGGGACGGCAGCGUCCACACGAACAUUUCAGUGCUUACGGGGCAUACGGGGCCUGUGAAGUGCUUGGCAGUGGAAAAGGAUCUGGAAUCAAAGAAAGAGCAGCGGUGGAUUGUCUACAGUGGGAGCCUCGAUAAGUCGGUGAAGGUAUGGAGCGUGUCGGAGUUUCCUCAGGUGGGGGCGAUGCAGUCGAAACAUCAGCACCAGGUGAGUUAUGAUACGGAAUCUUUCCCAUGUGACGGGAGCUCCACCAGCAUAACCAGCCCGCACGGGACAUACUGAUAACAACACGUGUGCGUGGUUGAGUUUUGCUUAAACUCAGGGUAAAGGCAUAUUUUCUUUUUUGAUUGAAGUUAAAUUGUGUAUUUUAUGAUAGUAAAAUAUGUAAUUUUAUCUUUUUAAUAGUUAUAU